CGGUAAAAGUAAGCGUCAAUGAGUGAAAUGUUUGUUGCCAAUUUUAGCUACAUGUCGUAGUAUUACGCCCUCUGGAUUAACCCCCGAAGAGCCACGCGGUUAGUAUCUGCAGUGAUUCUGCAAUGUUUAAAAAUGAUCACGUCUCAUAGUUUGACGGUCAAACGUUCAAAAACUGACUGAUGAUUCAGUCCAACCGUUCGGGCCGUCUCCCUUCACGGUGCUGGCUGUGCGUCCUCGUGGAGGCUGUCCGUCAGUGAGGCCAAAGAGACGCGCCGCUGCGCCCCUGUACUUCCAGGACAUGGUGUUGUAGAGUAUGGGAUUGAUGGCGGCACUCAGGUAGAAGAGAACCACGGACACAAAGCUGCAGUACUCGGACAACACAGACAAUAGAGGGGAUGGAGCGUCCAGAGAGCGGAACUGCAAGUAGCGACCCACGUGGAACGGCAGCCAACAGAGGACAAAGGCCAGAACCACCACCACUGGAGGAGGCAGAAAGCCGGCGGCCUAUCAGACUGUAGAGCACAGUGAGGCAGAACACCGGCAUGAAGAAGAAAACCGAGCUAAGCCACACCAUGGCCCCCAUCAGGCCUGACUCCACUGCGUAAUGCGUCAUCUUACACUCCCGUGUGUCCCCGUCCUCCAGAAUAUGAACAAUGUAAGAACAAGUUUCUUCAUGUGAGAUGCCAUUAUGUUUAUGACCACUGAAUCAUGAUGAGAGGGGGAGAGAACGAACAAGAGAGGUUAAAACAACAGACAGAGAGAGAUACUGGGAGUGGAAAGAACACAAGGAGGACGGUUGCGUCUUUUGACACCAUUUCAAUAUACCUGGUCCGCCCUGCUCUGGGGGUUAAUUGCUGAUAAUGCUGGGUAAGGCUCCGCCCACGACCAGUAGCCUCAACCUGGUGAACUCUGAAGUUUCUGACACCCCAGACGCCCCGGUUUCAUACGACAAUAUCAAGAUGGCCGAACUUGUGGAAAGCCUGGAUACCAGAGAGCUGGACAUGGAAGACGGAGAGGAGAUCAACUAUGAUGGAAGCUCCUUAGGGGACACUCGUAUCCCGUUUUCAGCUGUGUACGCCACAGUGGGCUUUAAGGAGGACAGUGCUAAGGUCUACCUCCCUACCGUGCCCAUCACUGCCCGCAUCCUGGAGGUGGAGAGAUUUACAGCCGCUCAGGACCGCUUCAAUCUGUCACACAGCAGGAGCGUCAACAAAUCUCUUCCAGCUGUGUUCAGGAUCGAGUUGAAGCACGGGGAGUUUACCUGGGUUAUCAAAAGGAAGGAGAAACAUUUCAUGGAGCUGCACAGAGAGCUGAGGACGUACAAAACCAUCAUGAGGAUACCGCUGCCUUCACGCAGCCACACAGUGAGGAGGAGGACAGUGAGGAAGAGUGAGGUGAGAGAGAUGCCCUCCUUGCCGAGGGGAGGAGGAGACGAGCUGGUGCGAGAGGAGCAAGUCUCCAGCAGGAGGAGACAAUUAGAAGACUAUUUGAACAAGCUGCUGAGGAUGGCCAUGUACCGCAAAUAUCACCACACUAUGGAGUUCAUUGACAUCAGCCAGCUGUCUUUCAUUCAUGACUUGGGACCCAAAGGACUGGAGGGGAUGAUCUACAAGCGCUCAGGUGGACAUCGUAUCCCAGGCAUGAACUGCUGUGGUCACACCCAGGCCUGCUAUCGCUGGUCCAAACGCUGGCUGGUGGUGAAGGACUCCUGCCUGCUGUACAUGAAGCCAGACUCAGGGGCCAUCUCCUUCGUCCUGCUGGUGGACAAAGAGUUCAGCAUCAAGAUGGACUCAAAAGACACAGAGACCAAACACGGAGUCCGGAUCGAUAGCCUCUCCAGGACCCUGGUGUUUAAGUGCAGCAGCUACAGACAUGCCCGCUGGUGGGGUCAGAGCAUCGAGAGUUUCGUGAGGGAAAACGGGAAUGCUUUCCUUCGGGUUCAUCGCUUUGGAUCAUUUGCACAGUUACAGGAAAACAUCCCUUCAAAAUGGUAUGUGAACGGAAAAACAUACAUGGAGGAUGUAGCUGAUGCUCUGGAAGAGGCUAAAGAGGAAAUCUUUAUCACCGACUGGUGGCUGAGUCCAGAGAUCUUCCUGAAGAGACCUGUGGUAGAAGGAAACAGAUGGAGGCUAGACUGUACGCUCAAACGCAAAGCACAACAGGGUGUGCGCAUCUUUGUGAUGUUGUAUAAAGAGGUGGAGCUCGCCCUGGGCAUCAACUCAGGCUACAGCAAGAGGACCCUAAUGCACCUGCAUCCCAACAUCAAGGUGAUGCGACAUCCAGACCACGUCUCGUCCUCCGUCUAUCUCUGGGCGCAUCACGAAAAAAUCGUCGUCAUUGACCAAUCAGUGGCCUUCGUGGGCGGUAUCGACUUGGCGUACGGUCGCUGGGAUGACAGAGAGCACCGGCUGACGGAUGUUGGCAGUGUGACUCGCUCUGUCGCCCUGGAGCAGGCUGGCUCCACCAACACUUCCACCACUAAGGGUGUCUCCUUUGUUGAUGGCAUCACUGAUGGUGUCCCCAAGAGCAAUGGACGAGAAACGCCGCCUACUGAAGUGGUGGAAUUACCAAAACUGAAGGGGAUUGGACGCAAUAGGAGGGCUCGCUUCAGUCUGUACAGACACCUGCACAAACACACUCUGCAGCAUGCAGACAGUGUCAGCAGUGUGGACAGCUCGGGGAGUGGUUCAGUGAGAAGCCUAAAGACAGGCGUUGGGGAGUUACAGGGCAACACACGCUUCUGGCAUGGAAAAGAUUACUGCAACUUUGUGUACAAGGAUUGGAUCCAGCUGGAGAAACCUUUUGAUGACUUCAUCGAUAGGUACACAACUCCCAGAAUGCCUUGGCACGACAUCGCCUCAGUGGUUCAUGGCAGAGCUGCUCGAGAUGUGGCCAGACACUUUAUUCAGCGCUGGAACUUCACUAAGAUCAUGAAGCCGAAGUAUCGCUCUCUGUCUUAUCCAUUCCUGCUGCCCAAGUCUCACUCAAGUGCCGACGAGCUCCGAUACCAGGUCCCUGACAGCGUCAAUGCCAAAGUGCAGGUGUUACGGUCGGCGGCAGAUUGGUCAGCAGGCAUAAAGUACCACGAGGAGUCCAUCCAUAAUGCCUACAUCCAGGUCAUCGCCAAGAGCAAACACUACAUCUACAUAGAGAACCAGUUCUUCAUCAGCUGUGCCGACAACCGCACUGUCUACAACAAGAUCGGAGACGCCAUCAUUGAAAGGAUCAUCAGAGCAUACAAGGAGGGGAAGAAGUACCGUGUGUAUGUGGUCACCCCUCUGCUUCCUGGAUUUGAGGGAGACAUCACGACAGGAGGAGGGAACGCCAUCCAGGCGGUGAUGCACUUUAACUACAGGACGAUGAUCAGAGGAGAGUACUCCAUAAUCUCCCAGCUGAAAAAAGAGAUGGACGACCACUGGAUGAACUACAUCUCCUUCGCCGGUCUGCGGACUCACGCCGAGCUGGAGGGACGUCUGGUCACGGAGCUCAUCUACGUCCACAGCAAGAUGCUCAUCGCUGACGACAACACAGUCAUCAUCGGGUCUGCGAACAUCAAUGACAGAAGCAUGCUGGGUAAACGUGACAGCGAGGUGGCAGUGAUUGUCGAGGACUCUGAAAAGGUUCCUGCUGUGAUGGACGGACAGGAGUAUGAAGCUGGGCCCUACGCACUCAAGCUUCGCCUUGAAUGCUUCAGGACUAUCCUUGGAGGCCACACUGACGCCAGCAUUGACCUGUCUGACCCAAUCAGUGAUCGCUUCUACAAGGAGGUGUGGAUGACCACAGCUGGACGGAACGCCACCAUCUAUGAGAAGGUAUUCCGUUGUCUUCCUUCGUCCCUGGUGAGGAACAUGUCCGAGCUGGAGCAGUACCAGUCCAAACCAGGUUUGGCCCAGACCGACCUCAACCGCGCUCAGGAGGAGCUGCGCAAAAUCCGAGGCUUCCUGGUCCAGUUCCCUCUGGACUUCCUGUCUGAGCAGAACCUCAUGCCUUCUGUGGGAACCAAGGAAGCCAUGGUCCCAACUGAGAUCUGGACGUAAAGGACGUACCAAGACUGAUAACAACUUACAUGUCUGGUCUGAGUUGUUGUCUUCAGCAUCCAGAGUGGAGUGUCCGGAUUGUGGAUGUAAUCCAACGUGUAAUUGUGGAUUUGCAAGAGAUUGGAUGUAAUCUGGAGAUAAAUGGGAGUUUGUCAAGUCUCUUCUGGAUUGAUGCGAUCGUUUGGCAUUCACAAAUCUCUCAAAUCUGCUGAAAACAUUUCACAGCAGUCCCAGCUUUUUGGGGAAAUGGCAGAGUUUUGGGAUGUAAGAAGAACAAAAAAGAACACCACAUUUGAUGACAGGAUCUGUGACCUAUGGGAUGAAAAACUGGCAUUUGAACCUUUGGGUUUUGGGAAUCAAACUCUGCUCUGGACACUUUGACUCUCUGACUGUUGGGAAAAACUUGCAAAGCAGUGAGGACUUCUGAGGGACCAGGGUGAGACUGGUGUGAAGUUAUUGACAAUGGUGCCGACUAAUGUGUGGCUCUUAGUCGCACUGAUCACAAAACACAGACACGGUGAUGCAUGCAAGUUUCUGAGUUUUUGAUAUGUGCUUGUAAAGUGCAGUAGUGCAAUGUUUGCCGUUGUUGAGCUGCUUCGGAAAAAGUUGGAGAUCUGGAUGUGGCAGAUGCAUAUGGAGGAUCUUUUCUACGAGUUAAAAUCUAAUGUGAUUGCACUUGAACUUUUUCUGUGCAGUACAAGGAAACAUGAGACAAUUGUACUGAUUUAACAGUGGUGCAUGGCUUACUAACUGUGCAUCCAUUGUGUAAAGAGGAUUUCUGCAUAUACCAAUCACAUCUCUUUAACUACCCUCAGACACUAUUUGUCCUUUCAUAAUGAUUUUAUGACUGAAAAUUAUUUGACGUGCACUUCAGAAGCUAAUCAGUUCAAUCAUCCUGCGUUCAGAUUGACAUAAAAAUGGCUGAGGAUGUAUGAUUGAUGAUGGAUCAGACAAUCAGCCCACAUAUACAAAGUUGUCAUUCCCUCUUUGCCCAACAGAUGGUGCUAGCUUCUUACAGAUUGUGAGUAGAUGUUGAGAAGAAGUGCAGGACGGACCUGUCAGCUCUCCUGACUUUUAUUUUUCCUCAAACUUACAGCAACAACACAAACAACAGUAUCUCCGGUAAGUCAUCUGCAAAUGAUCGAAGCUUUUAUGUGACGAUACAGUCUAAAUUCGUUCCUGUGUUCCCUUGAAGGAGCUUUUUACCCAGAGCAAAAUCAGAUCGUCUUUCAAGGCAUUUAUUAUUUUUGUAAUGUAACAGCCUGUAUUUGUAAAGGAGAAAUUCAGCCUUUCUAUUGACUCAUCAUGUAAGUGAGAAUGUACAGACUCUGAUUUGAUUGAAUUCUCAAUAAUUGCCACAGUAUUUUGUGAUUACAUGCCUCCUCUUAAAGUGAAACUGAAGAAGCACUUCUGUGGAAUCCAGACAUGAUCAAUCUAUCACAACACACGUAACUUAUAAUUAGGGCCGAUUCUCACUAAGCUUAUGUAAAACAAAUUAUGACACUGACAGGCGCCAGAAGAGGACAUCAACUUGAAACAUUUAACUGGCAGAUCUCCUCAGUUUCCAAUGAAAGGUGUGAAUCGCUGGCAUGUAUUUGAACUAUGAAGACACUACCUGCUUUAUGUGAUCUGAUAAUGAAAUGUUGACUUUUAAAGGGACCAGAAUUGUCUUUUAGAAUGUUUAUUGAAGUGAAACUGUGGAAACACUAUGCUCUUUCAAACUGUUUGGCAUCUCAGUUGUAUUUGUUUUGGAUUGUUUUGUCUGUUGGCUUGUUUCGUCACAGCAUUAUCUGUGGAUUAUGAAUCAUUUAGCAUUCUUGAAACAUGUAUUUUUUAAAUGUCCCCGCAUGGUUGUACGGAGGAUUGUGGAUUGAAGAUGAAAACUGUUUAUUUAUCGGAGCCUUCAGACAGCCCAGCAUAUUUUACGUGUUCCCCUGGGCCUCAGUUUUUCUGUUUGUGUACAAUAUCCUCUUUAUACAGAUAAAGUCGUUUCCAAAAUCUGUCUGUUCAUUAAACUAAAUGUAACUCAUAUUUUAAAUGGCUUAAAAUUAAAAAAAAUCUCUGGA
Molecule: messenger RNA, 6103 nt
Organism: Notolabrus celidotus (New Zealand spotty)
Lineage: Eukaryota; Metazoa; Chordata; Actinopteri; Labriformes; Labridae
Gene: pld1a
Product: phospholipase D1a
Exons: 30
Coding region: 861-4037 (1058 amino acids)
Biological process (GO): regulation of microvillus assembly; intracellular signal transduction; phosphatidic acid biosynthetic process
Molecular function (GO): phosphatidylinositol binding; D-type glycerophospholipase activity
Source: RefSeq, a predicted model, not a curated record